CACCUCUUUCACUAUUAGUAACUGCUCAGAACCAUUCAACACUACCUCUCUACUUAAACCCUCCUCGUCUUCCUCCGCCUCUCCAUCGCCACCUCUCUCUCUUUCUCUAAUUUCUGAUUAGCUUUCUCUUUCUCCAAUCUAUCUAGCUUAUCUAGAUAUGGCAGGAACUGGGGUAGUAGCAGUUUACGGUAACGGAGCAAUAACCGAAACCAAAAAAUCCCCGUUCUCCGUUAAGGUGGGUCUAGCCCAGAUGCUUAGAGGCGGCGUUAUUAUGGACGUUGUUAACGCUGAGCAAGCACGUAUCGCCGAGGAGGCUGGCGCUUGCGCCGUUAUGGCGUUAGAGCGAGUCCCUGCAGAUAUUCGUGCCCAGGGUGGCGUCGCUCGUAUGAGCGACCCUCAGCUUAUUAAAGAAAUUAAACAGGCCGUUACCAUACCUGUUAUGGCCAAAGCCCGUAUUGGCCACUUUGUGGAGGCUCAAAUUCUUGAAGCCAUAGGUAUCGACUACGUCGAUGAGAGCGAAGUUCUCACUCUGGCCGAUGAAGAAAAUCACAUCAAUAAGCAUAACUUCCGUAUCCCUUUUGUUUGUGGUUGUCGCAAUUUAGGCGAAGCGCUUCGUAGGAUACGUGAAGGAGCGGCCAUGAUUAGAACAAAAGGCGAAGCAGGGACAGGGAAUGUAAUCGAAGCGGUUAGGCACGUGAGGUCGGUGAUGGGUGAUAUUAGGGUUUUGAGGAAUAUGGAUGAUGAUGAAGUGUUUAGCUUUGCCAAGAAGAUUGCUGCGCCUUACGAUUUGGUUAUGCAGACGAAACAGCUAGGAAGGCUACCCGUGGUGCAAUUCGCAGCGGGAGGGGUAGCAACACCCGCGGAUGCGGCGUUGAUGAUGCAGCUGGGUUGCGACGGAGUCUUUGUUGGGUCUGGUGUGUUCAAGAGUGGAGACCCAGCGAGGAGAGCCAGAGCGAUUGUGCAGGCUGUUACACAUUAUACAGAUCCUGACGUGCUUGCGGAGGUCAGUUGCGGUCUCGGUGAGGCUAUGGUGGGGAUUAAUUUGAACGACAAGAAGGUGGAAAGGUUUGCAAACCGGUCUGAAUAGGUGGUUUGUUGUUUUGAUUGGAGGAACAUUUUUUAUGAUGCUCAUAUUGCUCCAGUCUCCAGAUUAUCCAAGUGUAGUCUACAGCUACCAAGUUCUGGAACUAUUGUGUAUGAUCACUGAUAAUAGUCAAGUUGGGAAUGUUUUCCAUAUUUGCGUCCUAAUGUUAUUUGAUAAUUGAAUUUCUUUUGGACAACAGUGAAAGAUUAGUUACAAGUUUUUUCUUUGUAAGAUUGCAUUGUACUUAAUAAUAUAAGUUGUGUACGUUCAGGUUAUGUGAACCUUUAUUUAUUUGGUGCCCUCUCCAUGUAUUCGUUCUUGAUGCUUAGUUUAAUUAGAUUGGUAAUGAUGUUUGUUGCA
Molecule: messenger RNA, 1444 nt
Organism: Jatropha curcas
Lineage: Eukaryota; Viridiplantae; Streptophyta; Magnoliopsida; Malpighiales; Euphorbiaceae
Gene: RSR4
Product: Aldolase-type TIM barrel family protein
Biological process (GO): amino acid metabolic process; pyridoxal 5'-phosphate biosynthetic process; pyridoxine biosynthetic process
Molecular function (GO): amine-lyase activity
Source: RefSeq, a predicted model, not a curated record